GAAAAUAUCUGUCAUUGCAUAUGGAAACCUGAAAUCAUAGGCUAUCACUCGUGUCUGAAUAUGAUUGCCUUUCAAGUGUAGGGUUUUGGCGGUGGGUCCAUAGGUGACUGUAGAGAUCUAUUUUUGAUCCGCAUAUUCUUUUGCAAUGAGGACAUUGAUUUCCAGAUGGAAGGUAGUCCCAACAAGGGUUGGUUUGAUGCACCUUUUGCUCUGCAUUUGUGCCUCUUCGAAUUCUACAGCACAGUUGGUAAAUCACAUAGAAAUACAUUCCUCUUUUUUUAAAAUGCUCAUAUUCAUGUUCAGCUCUAGUGAUGACUUUUGAUGAGCUCUCAGAAAGACAUGGAACAGAAGCGUUGGUGAAAUGAAUUGUUGAGGUUAUGUAAAUGCAAAAUGAAUUAAAAAAAUAGUGAUAAUCCAUGUGUAAAUACCAAAACAUGUGGACAAACUAGACAUUAGGAGGAAGGCCCAUUCCUAACAGUUUAUUUAAGUUCCUUCUCUUAAUGGGAUUUCCUCAUAGAUAAUUAAACCUCAGCAGAUACCCAAGAAUCCUUUGUACUGAACUGAAGAACAAAUGCCCAGGACUGUGUCUAGUCCACAUGGGUCUUCCAGGAGGCAGAGCAGGUGAGCACUCAAAGCCUUCUACAGAGGGGGCUUCUACUGGAGUUGUCACUAUCUCAGCCUUCCAUUCCGGAAUUGGGACAGUGCCUAAGUUCUUCCCCAAGAUUCUUCCCUUGGCUCCGAGCAAAAGUGAGGAAUCACAAUGUACCUUACCUCAGAAGGAGUGGGGCUGGUGGCUUCUUUUCUUGGCGAGUGUUUGUCAUGUAGAAUGAUGUUAUACGGCAGGGUCUAUAGGGGAAGGUUAGAAUAGAGACUGGGUGAAGAAGAGGGAGUUGGGAGGGCAAAGUCUCCAGGGGAGCAGGAAGAAACGAACUGGGUAGUAUCUGGAUAUGCUUUAGUAAAGCAAGAGAAGAGGAGAAAGAGAUCUUUUCUCCAAUCAUGAAGAAACUCCAGUCUACGAUACUGAUGCGCAAAUUGAGGAGAUGUAAUACUCUGGAUGCAAUUAAUAAAGAUGCUUCGUUUUUAUACCCCCCUCCAGAUGGGGGCUGGGGUUGGGUUGUCGUUUUAGCUGCUUUUAUUCAUUCCUUAUUUGUCAGCGGCUUCCACAAUGCUUUUGGUGUUUACAUGCUGCCCCUUCUUGAGACUUUUAAGUCAACCAACUCAAUAAUAGCCUGGAUUGGAUCGAUCAGCUAUGCUUUCAUUAUGAUUUUUGGUCCGAUUGCUGGAAAACUUCUGGUGAAACAUGGAGCUAUUAAAGUGUGCAUAAUUGGCGCAAUCGUGGUCAUGUUUGGUCUAGUAUGUUCAUCCUAUACUCAUGAUUUGCGAGUCCUGUUUUUAACACAAGGAAUUAUUGUUGGUGUAGGAUCAAGUCUGGCUAGCACCCCAGGUCUGAUAAUGGUAAGCCUUUAUUUUACAACCAAGCGCUCCUUUGCAACUGGGAUUGUGAUGGCCGGUGGGGCUGCAGGAACAUUUGUGCAGAAUAAGCUUCAUGAAUAUUUAAUUGAGACCCUUGGAUGGAGGGUUAGCCUACGUGUAUACAGUGGAAUUAUGACAAUAUGUAUUUUUGCUGGUUUUGCCUACAAACCACUUCAAAAACAUAGAGCUCAUCCAAGUGUUGUUGAGAAGUUUAAAACGUCCCCACUAAGAGGUUUUAUUGUGGAUUUAAGUUUAUGGAAAGACCGCAUCUUUGAGGUUUGGGUCCUUUCUCUUGGAUUAGCAAAAUUUGGAUUCUUCAUACCUUUUGUGCAUAUGAUAAAUCUUGCAGGUCACUUGGGUAUUCCAUUGCAUCAAGCAUCUUAUAUUAUGGUAGGAAUUGGAGUAAGCAGCAUGGUUAGUUGUCUUCUUUUUGGAAAGAUAUGUGAUAUGGAAAAAAUUGACCGACUUUAUCUGAAUCAGGCAUCCAUAUUAUCUGUAGGUGUGGUAUACUUUAUUAUUCCUCAUUGUACAAACUUUGCCUCUCUAGUAACCAUUUGCUCACUUCUGGGAUUUGUUGAUGCGGGAAAUUAUGUUUUGUUACCUGUCCUUACUUUUGACUUGAUGGGAGAAGAGAAAAUGCCUGUUGCAUGGGGAUUUAUGAUGACUGUCAAUGCAAUUAGUUGCUUUGGCCCACCCUUUGCAGGUGCAAUGUAUGACAUUUUUGGCAAUUAUAACAUUGGUUUUGUAGUAACUGGCGUUUGCAAUGUUGCAGCAGCCAGUAUACUUGCUUUUAUCCCAUGGCUGAAAAAUGAAGCAAUACAAUCAACGAAAAAUUAUCUUAAUGCAUCUGUAUGCGAAAUAACAAGGACUAUAGUUCCUUGGCAAUCACGCUCACCUUCUCUAGGGAGUAUAACAUCUUCAUACACAAGAUCAAUUAUGUUACCUCCUGAAGACAUUAUGUCCCAAACUUCAAAAAGGUUUAGUAUGAAAUCAUUUAAAGGCAUAUUGAAGUCAGAGACAACUUCAGACCGUGUGAUACACCACAAAAAAGCAGAAGAAACAAGUGUCUCAGUUCCUCAAGUGUUUCAUCCUGAGGCACGUCAACAAAAAGAAAGUACAACCGAUGUGAGAGCAGUACCAGUACCAGAGCUAGUUGCAAAGACAGCCUCUCUUCACAGUCAAAUUGUAGAGUAUCCUCCCUGUGAAAAAGAAGAUCACUUGACUCUCUUGAGUAGCCAUGCUGGCAGUGAAGAAAAACAACCUGAAGGUACAACUGAAGUAAGGCCAUUGCAAGAGCCAGCUGUACCAGAGGCUGUAUCACUAAAAGAGGAUACUUUAGAUUUAAUACAACAAGCAGAACAUCUUCUCCACCGGAAAGAAGAUGGAGUGGCAUUCUUAGAUGAAGAAGAAGAACCUCUUGAGACCACAGUAGAUUUGAGGCCAGAUGGAGUAGUCCUUAAAACAGAAAUGUUGGAGCCUCCAAAGCCAACAGAACGUAGAGUAUCUUUCUUAGAUGACUAUGAUAGUGAUGAUAAUGAUGAAGAAGAACAAAUCGAACGUCUAUCUGAUCUAACAUCAGUUAAAGGUGAGAGGAGGUCUUUGACUCCCCACCGGAAAAAAGAUGGGGUGGCUUUCUUAGAUGACAAUUUUGAGGAGGAGGAUGAUGACGACGAGGAACAUUUUCAUAAUGCAGUUGAUUUCCUGAAAUCAAAAAAAGUGCCAUUCCAAAGUGGAACUUCCAGACAUAAAGAGCAGUCAGGAAAAAUGUCUUCUAUUUCACACAUGAAAGCGGAUGAUGAUGAAGAUGAUGACGAUGACAUCUUUGAGAGUGCGACUGAUUUGUUGAUACCACAGCAAGCACCAUUUGGGCGUGAAUCUUCAGAACGUGGAAAGCAUUCAAAAGAAAUGCCUUUUAUCUCCCACAAGAAAGAGGAUGGGAUGGCCUUCUUAAGGGAUGUUGCUGGUUAUGGCACUUCUCAACGAGAGCAGCUUGAGUCAGCAGAAGAUACAGGCAAAGUACUCAAAGAAAAUGAAACUUCAACAUCUGUAAAUCAGGCAAGAUGGUUUCCCACCAAAAAGGACACUAAUGCAGCAUUAGGAAGUGAUGAAGAUGACAAUGAACAGUCCCAACACCAGAAAUGAUCAGAAUCAUCAGCCAUAUCAAUGCAACUUGACUCAUUAUAUACACACACAUAUAUAUGCAUCUGUAUGUUUUGCAAGUAACAAUGACCAUGUGCGGUUAUUCCAUGCAUUUGUUUGAUAGUUGGGUGAGCACUUACAAAUCAUUAUUUUUGGAAAAAUACUUUAGUUUUAAAAUAUUUUUGUAAUUUAGAUACAAAAUCAGUUUGGAAAUUUCUAGCUUGCCAGUGAGACUAAAAUUCCUUAGACAGUUUUUAAAAAUAAAGAAGCCUCG
Messenger RNA from Anolis carolinensis (green anole), 3886 nucleotides. RefSeq lists its product as uncharacterized. Gene Ontology annotation, molecular function: monocarboxylic acid transmembrane transporter activity. The transcript has 9 exons. Lineage: Eukaryota; Metazoa; Chordata; Lepidosauria; Squamata; Anolidae. Gene Ontology annotation, cellular component: membrane. Gene Ontology annotation, biological process: transmembrane transport. The record is from RefSeq and is a predicted model, not a curated record. The coding region runs from base 997 to 3615 and encodes 872 amino acids.